CGCAGCAUAGUAGAAUAUCACAGAAUUUGUUUGUCAUCUUAAAAGGUAACCAGUCAUAAAAUUGUGAAGUUAAUUUCUUUCAUAAAAAGAAAGGAAGAAAGAUGGAUUAUUUGAGUAUUGAACAAUUUCCGGAUUACAAAGUGCCCGGUGUUAAACAUCAAGAUUUUCAACCUUACGAAUCCAACGGAGGUUCGAUUGUGGCCAUUGCUGGCAAUGAUUUUGCAGUUAUUGCGGCUGACUCCCGUUUAUCUAGCGGUUAUACUAUACACACGCGCAAUGGAAACAAACUAUUCCAACUUUCGUCUAAUGCAGUUUUGGGUUCAACUGGUUGCUGGUGUGACACUUUGGCUUUGACUGCUUUAGUUAAAGCUCGCAUGCAAAUGUAUGAACAUACGCAUUCUAAGACUAUGUCCACCGAUGCUACGGCUCAAAUGCUUUCAAUUUUGAUGUAUAAUAGGCGUUUCUUUCCGUAUUACGUAUCGAAUGUACUUGCUGGCUUAAAUUCCGAGGGUAAAGGAGUGGUAUAUUCCUACGAUCCUAUAGGGCACUUCGAAAAGAGUAAUAGCAGAGCUGGCGGCUCGGCUGGAGCUCUCUUGCAACCAGUACUAGAUAAUCAAAUUGGUUUGAAGAACAUAAAGCUGGAGCAUAUUGGUUUCCCUGCAGAGCUAACUAAGGAACGAGCAGUGGCCAUAGCUAGUGAUGCUUUUAUAUCUGCUACGGAACGUGAUAUAUAUACUGGUGACUCUGUUCAAAUCAAUAUCAUUACUAAAAGUGGUAUAGAGGUCAAAGAAUUACAAUUGCGCAAAGAUUGAAAUUGCAACGCGUGUGUAUUUAAUAUUUAAACAAUUUUUGUGAAUCUUUAUAAAAAUUUUUAAAGGAUGUGAAAUAAAUAUUAAGAGAGUAUAAAGUUAUAAACAUUUACUUGUACAGAAACUGAAAGUUCCUAAAUAUUCAUAUUUAUGAACUAAUCUCUGUCAAAUUGGGCAAAUGUUAAUUUUGAUGAGUAGGUUUUUUCUUUAAGUAAACUUUUUUCAAUAUGAAGUCUAUUCAGCAGAUUUCGUUUCAAAAUUACACAUUAGAGUUAAUAGCGGUGUGGUUGCAGAUCGCGCUGUGAUUAUUGUAGUGCAACGAACGUUCGGAUCGUUUCUUCUUUAAGGUAAAUUUUAUGAUUGUUUUUUUUUUCUCCAUUAUUAUUAUAUAAUAAUAAUCAUAAUACAAAUCUGUAUGUGUUGCGUGAAUACCUGUGUACAUAAAAUAGGUCGGGUUGAUAGCUUUCUUCAAAUUUUCUUUGCUUUUAAGAGUUUCUCUUCAAGUUUCGCUCUAAUUACGUUUUCUAAACCAUUAUUUUUCUCUCCCCAGAUGACUAACACACGAAGAGAAAUUUUUUGGCUAAACAGUUUUUCACAAAAACCAACGAAACUAUAGAUGUUUUGGGGAAUUACUUCAUUUAUAUUAUUUGGCAGAGCAAAUGAACGGUGCGGCUAAAAACAAGGUUUUGGAUGCUUUUUUUACUACUGUCGGCUGAUUUUUUGUUCCAAAAUACGAACGUUUAAAACAUAACCAUAAUCACCGUCGUCAGUUGUCUGCAUAAUUAAUUACUACUAAUUUCUUUUGAAAUAUCUUCAGGUUUGGCCAGAGAUACGCUUACCAGCAAGAAUGCGUUAUAAAACUGCAUGAUAAGAAGGAUGACCGAGCUUAUAUGUACUUUUGAAGAAACAUUCCCGUGCCAAGUAUUUUAGAUUUCUUUUGUGAUUGUUUUUUACGUUAUAAAAUAUAAAUUUUGUAAAUUCAUGUUUUUAUUUAAAUUUAAUUU
Messenger RNA from Glossina fuscipes, 1813 nucleotides. It is a transcript of the gene Prosbeta6, whose product is annotated as proteasome subunit beta type-1. Bases 102 to 812 code for a protein of 236 amino acids. The transcript is spliced from 2 exons. Lineage: Eukaryota; Metazoa; Arthropoda; Insecta; Diptera; Glossinidae. Gene Ontology annotation, cellular component: proteasome core complex. The record is from RefSeq and is a predicted model, not a curated record.